AUGGAACUUACAAUGGAAAACAUUGGAAAUCUGCACGGCGUAUCUCACUCUCAUCAAACGGGAGACUUAAUGAACUCUCCGCACCACGCACGGCAGUCCUUGGCGUCGCAUCGGAACUUGGUGUCACACGGACGUUCAGCCAUGGUGUCCAGUAUGGCCUCAAUAUUAGAUGGAUCUGGGGAGUAUCGCACAGACCAUGCAUUGUCCGGUCCCUUGCACCCCGCAAUGACCAUGUCCUGCGACUCCGGGAUGACCAUGAGUAGCACUUACACUACGCUGACGCCGCUGCAGCACCUGCCCCCCAUAUCCACCGUCUCGGAUAAAUUUCACCACCAUCCCCACCCGCACGCCCACCACCACCCGGCGCACCAGCGACUCGCCGCCGGCAACGUCAGUGGCAGCUUCACCCUGAUGCGGGACGACAGGAGCCUUGCCUCGAUGGGCAAUCUCUAUGGCCACUACCCUAAAGACAUGUCCGGCAUGUGCCAGUCGCUGUCCCCUCUUUCCAACGGCCUCGGGCCUUUGCACAACUCUCAGCAGACUCUUUGCGCUUAUGGUCCUGGCGCCCACCUCUCCAACGACAAAAUGCUCUCGUCCGGAGGCUUCGAGUCUCACGCAGCGAUGCUGUCCCGGAGCGAGGACCACCUUAGCCGGGGAUUGGGGGGGCACGGGGCCGGGAUCAUGUCAUCACUGAACGUUAUGCCCCAUCAUAGCCAUCCGCACUCUCAGGCUAACGGGUCCAUGCUCUCUGAUCGGGAGAGGCAGACGGCGGGGGGCGGGCAGGGAGGUGGUUCGGGGCAGGUGGAAGAAAUAAACACCAAGGAGGUGGCACAGCGAAUAACAGCGGAGCUCAAGCGCUACAGCAUUCCCCAGGCCAUCUUCGCACAGCGGAUCUUGUGUCGGUCCCAGGGAACCCUGUCUGACCUGCUGAGGAACCCUAAACCCUGGACUAAACUCAAGUCUGGCCGGGAAACCUUCCGGAGGAUGUGGAAGUGGCUGCAGGAACCCGAGUUCCAGAGAAUGUCGGCGCUCAGACUAGCAGCCUGCAAGCGCAAGGAGCAGGAGCAUCACAAAGACCGCAACAUGGUGCCCAAAAAGCAGCGGCUGGUCUUCACGGACCUGCAGCGCCGCACACUCAUCGCCAUCUUCAAGGAGAACAAGCGCCCGUCCAAGGAGAUGCAGAUCACCAUCUCCCAGCAGCUGGGCCUGGAGCUCAACACUGUCAGCAACUUCUUCAUGAAUGCCCGGCGCCGCUGCGUGGACCGCUGGCACGACGAGCACAGCACCAGCCCCGGCCAGCCGGGCACCUCGGCCACCACUUUCUCCAAGGCCUGA
Oncorhynchus masou masou (cherry salmon) is the source of this 1335-nucleotide messenger RNA. Its product is annotated as hepatocyte nuclear factor 6-like. The record is from RefSeq and is a predicted model, not a curated record. NCBI's taxonomy places the organism in Eukaryota, Metazoa, Chordata, Actinopteri, Salmoniformes, Salmonidae. Gene Ontology annotation, biological process: regulation of transcription by RNA polymerase II. Bases 1 to 1335 code for a protein of 444 amino acids. The transcript has 2 exons. Gene Ontology annotation, cellular component: nucleus. Gene Ontology annotation, molecular function: RNA polymerase II cis-regulatory region sequence-specific DNA binding; DNA-binding transcription factor activity, RNA polymerase II-specific.